This is a messenger RNA of Doryrhamphus excisus (bluestripe pipefish), 6138 nucleotides long. It is a transcript of the gene slc12a2, whose product is annotated as solute carrier family 12 member 2. Gene Ontology annotation, biological process: cell volume homeostasis; ammonium transmembrane transport; sodium ion transmembrane transport. Lineage: Eukaryota; Metazoa; Chordata; Actinopteri; Syngnathiformes; Syngnathidae. Gene Ontology annotation, molecular function: sodium:potassium:chloride symporter activity; ammonium channel activity. The record is from RefSeq and is a predicted model, not a curated record. Gene Ontology annotation, cellular component: apical plasma membrane.
AAGCAUAUAUUACUGGCGAGGGAGGCUUUAGGAAGCUAGGAGGAGCUCCGGCAAGGUCGACGGCAGCAUCCUGCUCUGAACUACAGGAAGACUGCCUUCACUUCGGGGAGAACAACAAUGAUUUCCUUGUGAAUUUCGGUUAAAGGAGAAUAAAGUCAGGAGGUGGCUGGGAGUGUUCAUGCUGUAGGUUCUUGUUUCGAGCUAACAAGCUUCGAGGCGUUGUAGCGCUUUUUUUCUAACCAAAUAGUUGUGAGGACCGUAUUGAACUUCUGGCUUGGGGUAGCGGGCCCAACGUGCCUUUCUGUAAAGCGGGUUAUCCGUUACUUUUUGCAUUAGAAGUGCUGAUUGUGCCAUGUCAGCGCCAUCAUCCACGCCUCCCGCAGCAGCAGCGGAGAAUGAUCUUUUAAGGCCCGAUGCGGGGCAGAACCCGCCGGGUCCGACCCACAGUCAGAGCCGCUUCCAGGUGGACCUUGUGGCCGAGGCGGCAGCAGCGGUCGAAGAUAAGUCGCCGAGUUCCGAAGCCUCCACCACUGUCCCGUCCAGCGAGAUGGCCACUCCCGGCGUUGCUCCUGAAGAUCCGGGGACGAGCGGCGAGGAAGCCAAAGGACGGUUUCGGGUUGUUAACUUUGCAGACCCGAGUGGAGCUGGGAGUCCGGCCUCACCAGAGGCAGCGCCGGUCGAGGGGGUGCGGAACGGGGACACGGUGAUGAGCGAGACGAGCUUGCAUUCAUCCACAGGCGGCCAGCAUCACUAUCACUAUGACACCCACACGAACACCUAUUACCUGAGGACCUUUGGCCAUAACACCAUCGAUGCCGUGCCCAACAUCGAUUUCUACCGGCAGACAGCCGCACCACUCGGGGAGAAGCUCAUCAGACCCACCCUGUCGGAGUUGCACGACGAACUGGACAAGGAACCUUUUGAGGAUGGGUUUGCCAAUGGUGAUGAGCUGACCCCAGCUGAGGAAGCUGCAGCAAAAGAAGCAUUGGAAUCUAAAGGAGUUGUCAAGUUUGGAUGGAUUAAAGGAGUGCUGGUCCGCUGUAUGUUGAACAUAUGGGGUGUGAUGCUCUUUAUCCGAAUGUCCUGGAUUGUGGGGCAGGCUGGAAUCGCUUUAUCCUGUUUAAUUGUCGCCAUGGCCACUGUUGUGACAACAAUCACUGGUCUCUCCACCUCUGCCAUUGCAACCAACGGAUUUGUUCGAGGAGGUGGAGCUUACUACUUGAUCUCGAGAAGUUUGGGGCCAGAAUUUGGUGGCUCUAUUGGUCUAAUCUUUGCCUUCGCCAAUGCGGUGGCAGUGGCCAUGUAUGUGGUGGGCUUUGCCGAAACUGUUGUGGAACUUCUUGCUAGUGCCGAUGCCCUCAUGACGGAUGAGAUCAAUGAUAUUCGAAUUAUUGGCACCAUCACAGUAAUCCUUCUCCUGGGCAUAUCUGUCGCAGGAAUGGAAUGGGAAGCAAAGGCCCAGAUCUUCUUGCUCAUUGUACUCAUCACAGCAAUCAUCAACUUCUUCAUUGGAACCUUUAUUCCUCUUAAGUCCAAGGAAUCUAUGGGCUUCUUUGGCUAUGAUGGUUCUAUCAUGUGGGAAAACAUGGGUCCUGACUUUAGGGAGGAAACCUUCUUUUCUGUCUUUGCAAUCUUCUUCCCUGCAGCCACUGGUAUUCUGGCUGGGGCGAACAUUUCUGGAGACCUUGCUGACCCACAGCUUGCCAUUCCCAAAGGAACACUCCUUGCCAUAUUGAUCACUGGAAUAGUUUAUCUGGGAGUUGCUAUCUCUACAGGCUCAUGUAUUGUGAGAGAUGCCAGUGGGAAUAUGAGUGACACAGUCAGUUCUCAGUUCAUGAUGAAUUGUACUGAUGCGUCUUGCAAAUUUGGCUAUGACUUCUCUUCCUGUAAGAGUGACAAGAGCUGUCGCUAUGGGCUCCAUAAGGAUUUCCAGGUUAUGAGCAUGGUUUCGGGUUUUGGACCAAUAAUUACUGCUGGAAUAUUCUCCGCCACGCUUUCCUCAGCUCUGGCAUCUUUAGUCAGUGCACCGAAAGUGUUUCAGGCUUUAUGCAAAGACAACAUCUACCCCAGCUUGAGCAUGUUUGCCAAAGGUUAUGGCAAGAACAAUGAACCUCUCAGAGGCUACAUCCUGACCUUUGUGAUUGCUCUUGCCUUCAUCCUCAUUGCUCAACUGAACGUCAUUGCUCCCAUCAUCUCUAACUUUUUUUUGGCGUCCUACGCCUUGAUCAACUUCUCUGUGUUCCAUGCUUCAUUGGCCAACUCGCCAGGGUGGCGUCCUAGCUUCAAAUAUUACAACAUGUGGGUUUCUCUGGCUGGAGCUAUACUGUGCUGCGUGGUGAUGUUUGUCAUCAAUUGGUGGGCUGCUCUUUUCACCAACGUCAUUGUCCUGGGUCUCUAUAUUUAUGUCAACUACAAAAAGCCAGAUGUGAACUGGGGCUCAUCGACCCAGGCGCUGACCUACCACCAAGCUCUGACCCACACUUUGCACCUCAGCAGCGUAGAAGACCACAUUAAGAAUUUCAGACCCCAGUGUCUGGUGAUGACCGGUUACCCCAACUCCCGUCCAGCUCUACUGGACCUGGUCCACAGCUUCACGAAGAAUGUGGGUCUGAUGGUCUGUGGCCAUGUUCGCACGGGUUAUAGACGACCAAACUUUAAAGAUCUUGCGACAGAACAAUCCCGGUACCAGCGUUGGCUGCUGAAGAAUGAAACAAAGGCUUUCUAUACUCCAGUGUUUGCAGAGGACAUGAGGCAGGGGAGCCAGUUCCUGCUCCAGGCUACAGGUUUGGGUCGUCUGAAGCCUAACACACUAGUGCUGGGCUUCAAGAAUGAUUGGCGGGACGGUGACAUGAUGAAUGUGGAGACGUAUAUGAGUAUAAUCCAUGAUGCAUUUGACUUCCAGUAUGGUGCUGUUAUUCUGCGACUGAAGGAGGGCUUGGAUAUUUCACACAUACAUGGACAAGAUGAUUUGCUGUCCUCCCAAGAAAAGUCAUCUGGAAUGAAAGAUGUGAUUGUAUCCAUUGACACUAGCAAAGACUCUGACGGAGAUUCCUCGAAGCCUUCCUCCAAAGCCACAAGCCUCCAAAACAGUCCAGCUACACAGAAAGAUGAUGACGAUGAUGGCAAAGCUCCAACCCAGCCCCUGUUGAAAAAAGAUAAGAAGAACGCCGCUGUACCACUGAAUGUGUGUGACCAGAGACUGCUGGAGGCCAGCCAGCAGUUCCAGAAGAAACAAGGGAAGGGCACUGUUGACGUCUGGUGGCUGUUUGAUGAUGGAGGUUUGACUCUGCUCAUCCCCUAUCUGUUGACCAACAAGAAGCGAUGGAAGGACUGCAAGAUUCGCGUUUUCAUUGGGGGCAAGAUCAACAGGAUAGACCAUGACCGCCGAGCGAUGGCAACUCUGCUGAGCAAAUUCAGGAUAGACUUCUCAGACAUCACUGUGCUGGGAGAUAUAAACACGAAGCCCAAAAAAGAACAGGUGGCCGCCUUUGAGGAGCUGAUUGAGCCCUAUCGGUUGAAGGAAGACGACAUGGAGCAGGAGGCAGCUGAGCGUCUGAAAAACAGUGAGCCGUGGAGGAUUACCGACAAUGAGUUGGAGCUCUAUCGUGCCAAGACUAAUCGUCAGAUCAGACUCAACGAACUACUGAAGGAGCACUCCAGCACAGCCAACCUCAUCGUCAUGAGCCUACCACUGGCCAGGAAGGGUGCAGUGUCGAGCGCUCUGUACAUGGCCUGGCUGGAGGUGUUGUCAAAGGACCUGCCCCCCAUCCUCCUGGUACGCGGCAACCACCAGAGUGUCCUAACCUUCUAUUCUUAAAAAAAUACACAAGGAGAAUGUCUCGCAUCCACCUAGUGUCUGUUAGUGGAGCCACUUUUCUAUAUAUAUACGUAUAUAUCCAGUACAUAUAUACAGUAUAUCCCUUCCAGUUCCAGUCCAAACAUAAGUAUGUACCAUGCGCACGUUUUAAAAUCAAGCAAGAAGAAUAAAGUUGAAGGAUGGGGAAAAGACCCAGUUCGAGUAGGGUUGGGGUGCUUUUAAAAAUGUACCAACUCUCCUCCUUUUUAUCUGUUCCCUGCAACCUUUGUACAUUCUCUCCAAUUUCUUCUGAUUCAUGGAAAUGAUGGGGUUCUCCGAAAUGGACGGAUGUGUGGUUUUUCAAAGCGGUUCUUUUGCACCAACUGUUACCGUAUGAUGUGGAAUAUGUUGCGGCCACACUUGUUGUUCGCUUUAUUUGACGAGUUUUAAUGUUUGUGAAGCGGCGAGGACCCCCCCCAUCUCCCUCAUCCCCCCCCAAAAACGCCGUUUUCCCUGGAAUGUUUGGAGACAAGCAUGGAGAAAGAAUGCUUUGCGACACCUUUUUAAAGCCUUAUGGAUGUGCCUUCCAGUUGAAUCAGAUGAUAAUAAUCUCUAUUUAGAUGAGGAGAACACUUAUUAUAUUGCUUCAUAGUUAGGUUUAUUGAUUUAUCAACUUGAUUCUUUCUUAGUAGCGUGAACUGCAUGAAUUUAUUCAACAUGUUAGUGAUGGCAUCAAGACUUUCUGCCAGUUCUUCCCCCUUCGUCAGCCCGUGUCUGGGGCCAUAGUGCUUUUCUUUUCAUAGUCUUCCUUUGAAAAGAUCUUAUUUUUGAUGCCUCAACUACUCUGCAAAAGACACUAUUAAGCUCAUAGGCAAAGUGCCUAACAUGCAUAGAAUUUUUUUGGGUCUUUUUUUGGCUGACUUAUUUUGUCGCUGUGUCACAUGACGAGUAGCCUCUCCUAUGUAGCUGCCGAUCAACUAAAUGCUCUCAUUCAACAAAUGCUUUGUUUCCUGCAUUGUUUGUCCUCUGAAAACUUUGCCUUAAUACCACCGCACCGCUUUCACCAUUUGGAAGCCAUACCAGAUACUGUCGCUCACGUCAUGUUCACUCUAAAGUGGCCGCUUCAGCAGACGGCAACAUCAGUCCGUUUAUCGGUCGAUGCAUGUUGGGAGUAACGGCAUUUUCAACUAACGGGUAAUCUAAUUAAUGACCUAACCGACAUGAAAUGUGCUGCAUUAAAUGGCCUGAUGUGACGUUCGCGAACAUUCAUUUGAAUGGCUCGCCGAAGGAGUAAUGACAAUCCAUUGGCAAGUCGAGGAAUAGAAUAUAUAAGAGCAAGGGAGUUGGAUUUCAACUUUUACUCAAAAGAGCUGUUCAAAAGACUCCACUCGUUCGUGAAUGUCACACAAAGAGAACUCGCUGCAACUGAAUGUUGAGUCUGUUGAGUUAAGUGUCGUUUUCAGGACGAAGUACAGGCAGUACUUCUACUACUGUGUCAUUGGUGUAAAAGUGGAGAACAUGCGUGUGAAGUCUACGUGGUGUUCGAUUCCAAAGUGUUUGUUCAAGUCCGUUGUAAAUCCAAACGUCAACACCACUGCAAAGCUAAAUCCCAAUUUUUGACAUAUUUGACAUAGAUGUAAUUGCCCAACACAUCCUUAUUGCUCGUGUGCCGAUUUGUUGUUGUCGAAAUCAGUAAAAACACAAUAAAAAAGGCUGGGAUGGAAAACAGAACGUAAAUACAGAGUUUCACCAUAGUGCUGCUUUUAUGGUAAACUUCUUAGCUCUGCUAACAAAACCCUCCCAUCUGAACUCCAAAAUCCGAAGUGACUGCCUUCGGUUAAGUCGCCAUAAACGGCUUCCACUGUAAUCCACUACCACAGACGUGUACUCCGUCCACCGUGUCCCUCGUGUUGCUUCCUGUAACUCUACCAGCUGGUAGAGCGCUGAUAGAACACAUAGAACACAUUCCAGCACUACGCUUUAGAUGGACUCGCGCUGUGGCCCCACCCCCUUUUGCCAUCUGGAUGUACGAUGAACUGCUGGCUGGAGAAUGAACGUCACACGUUCGGAAGGCUGUGAAUCAUGUGACGGAAUGUGUCAAGUCAGGAGCAAACUUUUACCUCUAUGCAUUUCACUUUGUGUCGCUGACGUCCUUGUAAUAAAAGGCCAUCUCUCCAUUGGCUUCACUUCAUUUCCUCCUUUCAAGAACUACCUAUUCAUGCCAUUAUUUGUGUCACGUGGGGAUAAUAAUCCAUGAUUUGAUGUAUUGAUUGUUCAAUUGUUUGGAAUUAAUUGUUAAUUAAUCUUGUUGAAUAAAAUGGAGUGCGCUCUCGGCUACUGUA